AUGUCUAGCCGACCAGUUACUCCAGCAUCUCCACGUAAUGUUCGUGUGAAGUCGCCUACGCCAGGUUCUCCUAUGUUUGGAUGCGAACACGUCCAGUUGCUCCUUUCACAAGGGCAGGAGGUGAUGAAUAGUUCGAUAGCACACUACAAGAUGAUUCUCCGUGGCAUAUUCGAUACGAAUCCAAUUGUUCCGCAGACAUCCACCAGCAAAGAAGGCCGGCCGAUCACCACUUUGACUUCAAAUUUUCUUUGUCUUCAAUGUCCAACGACAGUUUCUGAGGAAGACAGGUUGGGGCAUGGGAACAAAAAGUCGCAUAGAUUUUCUAACAACCAUGAAGGACGUAAGAGGAAACACGACGAGCUCUUCACCGACUCAAUCAAAGACGACCCGAGGUACAUCUCUUCCAAUACCACCCUCGCUUCGUGCCGUGCCGAUGGUCUUCGAGGUAUCUACAAUGCUGGAGCAACAUGCUACCAAAACGUUGUUCUGCAGAGCUUUCUACACAACCCUCUUUUACGGAACUUCUACCUCAGCGAUGGGCAUCAAAGCAACGAAUGUAACGUGCCUCACUGUUUGAGCUGUGCUAUGGAUGACAUGUUCCAAGACUUUUAUGCCUUGGAAAACACCAAUGGCUAUACGGCUGCUAAUAUCCUGUCUGGCUUUUGGAUUUCGGAGAAGAAAGCCUUCGAAAAUCUGGUUACUACCAAAGAACAAGACGCUCAUGAGUUCUUCCAAUUCCUGGCCGAAGAUUUGCACGAGCGGAAUGGCGAUGGCAAAAAGCCCGAGAUUGGGAGCGAGCACAGCUGUAAUUGCAUUAUUCACCAGACAUUCUACGGAAAGAUGCAAACGACGACAACGUGUCAAAAUUGCAACAGCUCUAGUAACACAGUACAAUCAUUUUUGGAUCUGAGCGUAGGGCUUGACAGCCUAGCGCAGAGGAGGAACAAGAAGGCAGGGCAAAAGAUACCUAAUCUUAGCCUCACUGACUGUCUUGAUGAAGAAUAUAUCAAAUCAGACAAGUCGCGACGUUACACAAGCGUUAAGCGCCUACCAAAUGUGCUCUCUAUACAACUCAAGCGAUUCGAGUACAAGCAAGGGCGUCAUGAUCAUGCCGCCUCAAAGGUCGACGUGCCGGUACACUUUCCGCUGCAGCUCAACAUGCUCCCAUACACAAAUCGGGUUCGUAGCCGUGACAGCCGGGAAAACAUGGAGCUACAACGAUCAUGUGUUUAUGACCUUCUAAGCGUCGUUGUUCACGUUGGGGAGCUCGAAACGGGGCAUUAUACUUCAUACUGCCGCGUAGGCGAUCAGGAUAUAUCGAUCUUGAAAAUCCAAAUGAGCUGGUCGAUGUCCACAUUGGCUGGGGACGUUUUUGAGGGUGACCACGUUCAUCCGCCUAGGCUCACUAGCCCUAGAGGGGCUUUAGGGGUAACCAGCCCCGUGGCUAUUAAGGGCACUAGCCCUAGAGGGGCUUUAGGGGUAACUAGCCCCGUGGCUAUUAAGGGCUUACACCUAUAA
Molecule: messenger RNA, 1518 nt
Organism: Cordyceps militaris CM01
Lineage: Eukaryota; Fungi; Ascomycota; Sordariomycetes; Hypocreales; Cordycipitaceae
Product: Peptidase C19, ubiquitin carboxyl-terminal hydrolase 2
Exons: 10
Coding region: 1-1518 (505 amino acids)
Cellular component (GO): nucleus; cytosol
Molecular function (GO): cysteine-type endopeptidase activity; cysteine-type deubiquitinase activity
Source: RefSeq, a predicted model, not a curated record